AAAGGUAUUCGUCACUUCACCUCUUCUUUUCCUUUUAUGCCAAAUUAUGUCUGUGUUUUGGCUUAGCCUGGAAAGAAGACAAGCGACCCCGCCGAGAAAGAAAAGCUAAAAGAAAAAGGAGGACACGAGAGGUGUCUGCUGAAAGCAAUUCUCCUUCGUCCUCACACACCCAUUAAUUCCAUACAUCUUCCGUCAUUUCUUCCUUUCGUCAUCAUUUCAGUCAAAAAUCAACCUCUGGUUAUAGUCGGGCUUUCUCCCUUUGCUGUACUCUUCUUGAUCUUCAUCGCUUGCCGAGAAAACAACUGCAGAGAAUUAAGAGCUAGAUUUGGGAAACCCCCAUCAAUUGUUGCAGAUUUCCUGGCAAUCUUCUCCGCAAAAAUUGAUGGUGCCUUAGUCUCGUUGUUUGAAGCUUUGGGAAUACAAGUUCUCUCCUCAUUUACCAGUUCCAGUUGUCUGUAUACCCUUUUUUAGUUCCAUUCGAUUCAUGUCUGAUGCAAGGAUCGAUGGACCUAAAAUCCCAAUUUAUUGUUUUCUUAGCGAUCUCUCUGCUUCCACUUAUCGCCUCCAUCAACUGCAACCGAUCUUGCCGCGAUAAAAGCGUUCCCUUCCCAUUUGGAUUCUCCCCUGCUUGCGAAAUCCAGCUGAACUGCAGCGCAAGCGGCGAUGCCAUCAUCGGGGAGUUUCCGGUACGGACCUUGGGCUCCGACGAAAUUCUGAUCUAUCUCCAAGCAAAAUGCAAUCGUUCCCUUCACUCUUUCCGCAGUCUUUUCAGCCAGAACUUUGCUCCCACCACCGGGAACGGAAUUCUGCUGCGGGAUUGUGCCCACCCGGUGUCGCCGUGCAUGCUGCCGUCGAGCAUGGUUCAGGCUCACUUCAAAAUGCUCGAUUGCGGUUCAGCGAACAGCAGCGACAUUAGCUGCUAUUCAGAAAAAAGAGGAAAUGGGUUUAUCGAUUUCGAUAAUCUGACUAGCGGAAAUUGCCGAUCUCUGUACUCGGCGAUCUCCAUUGAAUCGUUUAACAGCUCGGCGAUGUCGUUGGAGGUUCAGGUUGUUCAGCUGGAGUGGUGGCUUCAAGGGGAUUGUGACUGUUCUCGCGAUGCGAAUUGCACGAAACUCGUCUCACCGGCGGACGGAAAGCGGAGGUUUAGGUGCCGUUGCAAAGAAGGAUUCGAGGGGGAUGGGUUCCGCGCCGGUCAGGGUUGCCGGAAAGCCACUUCAGCAUGCAAUCCUUCAAAAUACAUUUCAGGUCAGUGCGGAGGAGUGACCAGAGUUGCUGUCUUAAUUGGAGGUACUAUUGCAGGAAUUUCUUUAAUUGUCAGUAUGGGUCUUAUAUGCUGUUUCCUUCGACGUCACUCAGCUCUAAAAACCAAAAUCAGCACAAAACGUCGUCUAUCUGAAGCUACGGGCAACUGCACUGUUCCUAUCUAUGCUUACAAGGACAUAGAGAAAGCUACGAACAGCUUUGCAGAGAAACAAAGGCUGGGGACAGGGGCCUAUGGAACAGUUUAUGCAGGAAAACUUCACAGCAAUGACUGGGUUGCUAUUAAAAGGAUUAGACAUAGAGACGCUGAUUGUAUUGAGCAAGUUAUGAAUGAGAUCAAGCUUCUGUCAUCCGUGAACCACCCAAAUCUAGUCCACCUCUUGGGUUGCUCCAUUGAAAAUGGCGAACAAAUCCUCGUUUAUGAGUUCAUGCCUAAUGGAACAUUAUCGCAACAUUUGCAAAGAGAGCGCGGUAAUGGCCUUCCAUGGCCAAUCCGGCUCACCAUUGCAAGUGAAACUGCUCAAGCCAUUGCCCAUCUCCAUUCUGCCAACCCUCCAAUAUACCACAGGGACAUCAAAUCUAGCAACAUUCUGUUAGAUUAUGACUUCAGAUCGAAAGUUGCUGAUUUUGGUCUUUCAAGACUUGGUAUGACUGAACUAUCCCACAUCUCAACUGCCCCUCAGGGUACCCCAGGGUAUCUUGAUCCUCAGUACCAUCAAAACUUCCAUCUUUCUGAUAAAAGUGAUGUUUACAGCUUUGGGGUAGUCCUAGUGGAGAUCAUAACAGCAUUAAAAGCAGUGGACUUCUCCCGGCCCCAAAACGAGGUGACUUUGGCUUCUCUUGCUACUGAGAGGAUUGGGAAAGGUUGUUUAGAUGAAGUAAUAGACCCAUUGCUCGAGGCACAAGGAGAUGCUUGGACCUUCUCUACGGUGCACAAGGUCGCCGAAUUGGCUUUCAGAUGCCUUGCAUUUCACCAGGACAUGAGGCCUUCAAUGAUGGAAGUGGCAGCUGAAUUAGAGCACAUCAGGAUCAGUAGGUGGGCAAUUGUAAAAGAGAACAUUUUUGCAGCUGUCUCACCAGACUCAUCGUCAACCUCCUCUUGCUCUUCAUCGUCGAGUGCAAGUGAGAAACCGCUAAAUGUGACAGUUGACAAGGUUGGAUUGGAAAGCAGAAGCCUCUUUGCGCUGCAGAGUGGGAUCUGCUGCGUCAAUUCAAUGGAAAGAGAGAAGGAUAAUUCCCCUGUUUGUGUGCAGGAUCCAUGGCUCAGCGAGCAAAGUUCACCUUCAUCAAAUAGCUUGUUGAGUAAUGCAGUUUAGUGACUGAAAGCUGGGAUCCAUGAUUGGGAGUCCUCACCCUUCCUCGUCCUGUUAAUACCAUCAAGGUAGUUUUACAUUAUAUGAUUAUAAAAUAGUUGCCCUUAUUUACUAAUUAAUCAUGCUCAUAAGCCAAUGCUUUUCAUUUUUCCAAGUUUUAGCAUAUAAUGUGUACAGAAACUGUAUUGAGUGCAAAAGUGUGGAGAAAUUAUCACACUACGCUUUACAGUGAAAUUAAGAUAUGGGAAUUCUCUC
Malania oleifera is the source of this 2828-nucleotide messenger RNA. RefSeq names its product wall-associated receptor kinase-like 14. The record is from RefSeq and is a predicted model, not a curated record. Gene Ontology annotation, biological process: protein phosphorylation. The transcript is spliced from 3 exons. Lineage: Eukaryota; Viridiplantae; Streptophyta; Magnoliopsida; Santalales; Ximeniaceae. Bases 492 to 2576 code for a protein of 694 amino acids. Gene Ontology annotation, molecular function: ATP binding; protein kinase activity.